GUUCGGAGAUUUUCAUUUUUAUUUCGAAGGAAACAAGAAUCCACGAGAAGAAUGAAGUUGAUGUGGGUUUCGGAUCAUCGGUUGGUGGCGUUCAGCAUUGUUUGUUGCCUCUGUCUUUCUCUGCAACUCACAAAGGGUUAUAUAGAUUCAAAUGCUGGAAGAACUCUGAACCAGGAGCAGGGUGAUAAUCAUCGAAUACAUUGCUCUAGAGAAAGAAGUAGAGCAGCUUGGAAGAUCAUUCAAGAGUAUUUGAUGCCCUUUGUGGAGAAAGAAAAAUAUCAUAUCUCAAGAAAAUGUAGGUUUCACCCUGACAAUGAUAUCUACAGAGAUCAGGAACAACAUAAAUUUCACAUAGAUAUAAAUGAGUGGCAGUGUGGGUUCUGUAAGAAAAGUUUCUAUGAAGAGAAACAUCUUGAUCAGCAUUUUGACAACAGACAUUCUGAUUUACUUAAUUUGAAUGAAAGCCGGUGCUUAGCAGAUGUAUGUGGUGCACUACACUGUGACCUUGAAAUGAAUUCUGGGUCAAAAAAAUCAAAGUGCAAUCCUGCUGCUGCUGCUAGAAAUAAACAUCUGUGUGAGAGCUUAGCAGAUAGUUGUUUUCCUGUUAACGAGGGCCCUGUGACAAGCCGACUGCAUGAAUUUUUCUUGCACCAAUUCUGUGAUGCACACAGCUGCACUGGAAGUAGGAAACCUUUCUCCAGAGGGCGCAGGAAGAAAACAAAUGUGUUCUACAUAGUUGCCUCCAUUUUGCUUGUGAUGCUGUUGCUACUUUACUAUCUCUACAUUUACUUAUAUCAGAGAGGAAUGAAAAGGGAAGCUCAAGUGCUGAAGCGUAUCUCACAAACCAGCCGAAAGAAAAAGCCAUCUUAAUUGGCAGAAUUUUUCCUAUAGAAGUUCUCAACCUACAUUUUCAGAAAGUAAAAGUUUAGCUAAUGAAUACAGCGAGAACUGCACUUGAAGUCCAAUUUACACCGUCCUGCUAUUUGCAACUGGAAGUUGAAGGAAGAAAGAGGUCGCCAACUUCAUGUGACAUCUGUUUUUCUAAUUUGUAAUACUAAUUCUUUGUAAACUGAGUUGUGAAAAAAAAAAAAAAAAAGGGAUCUGCUACUUGCAUUUGAUUGUGCAUGACAUCACUAACAAGAGGAAUAACGUGUACCUCUACAUUGUAUUCUCUAAAUUUGUUUACAAA
This is a messenger RNA of Gastrolobium bilobum, 1189 nucleotides long. RefSeq lists its product as uncharacterized. The record is from RefSeq and is a predicted model, not a curated record. The transcript is spliced from 9 exons. NCBI's taxonomy places the organism in Eukaryota, Viridiplantae, Streptophyta, Magnoliopsida, Fabales, Fabaceae. Bases 52 to 870 code for a protein of 272 amino acids.